Cherax quadricarinatus is the source of this 2964-nucleotide messenger RNA. Lineage: Eukaryota; Metazoa; Arthropoda; Malacostraca; Decapoda; Parastacidae. The record is from RefSeq and is a predicted model, not a curated record.
UUUCCGUCUUCCCUCUCAGGAUCUCCCAAUGGUCUUUCAGGUUCCCUUGCUUCCAUUCUGUCUCCCGUUGGGUUUCCCUCACCCUUAGAAGGGUUUCUCUCGCAACUCAAUCCCUCUGUGUCUCUACCUAUGACCUCCCUGUCUCCUAGUGCGGCCUCCUCUUCUGCUUUCUCUCCCUAUCGACCUCUGACAUUAGUCGACAAGGUAGGGUCGUCUGCGGCACUGCAUGGCCCUGCUGGCUUGGUGCCUCUUCCUCUGCAUGACAGUCAUCUCCAGCAGUAUCUCCUCCCUGGGCGUCCUUCCCUCGAUCUCCUUGGUCUCCGUGAAAGCCUCUGCUACUACUUCAGAUGCAAGACGCUAGCCACCUACUGCCAGCGUCAGUCGGGAGGUGUUGCUGGCAUGAACUGUGGGAUUUUUGAGGUGUGUUGCAACCCAGAACUUUACCAGGGAGCCUUCUCCUCUAACUUCAACUCCUACAGCAGUCGCAGAGGUGCCUGCGGCCUUCAGAACAAUGCCAAGGUCAACGGGCGCAUCAAUCACCCGCGUCACGAGGAAGGCGACGCUGAAUUCGGGGAGUACCCGUGGCAGGCAGCGGUGCUGAAGAAGGAAGGCUUCGACAACGUGUACGUGUGUGCUGGAACACUGGUCGACCACAGACAUGUCAUUACCGCCGCUCAUUGUGUCAAGGGGCUUCUGAUUGAGGAUCCCUCGGGAGAAUGGGAAGUGACCCUGGGAACAGAUUCUACCCUUAUCGAUAGUGACGUCAGUGCUCUCUUCGUCAACCCAGACUUCUACUCCGGCAACCUCAUCAACGAUAUCGCCAUUGUCAGAAUUGAAUUUCCAGUCGACUUUUUAAAAAACCCUCACAUAGGACCAGUUUGUCUGCCCAGUCGAGUCGACUUCACUGGUCAGAGGUGCUGGGUAUCAGGCUGGGGCAAGGAUAACUUCGACGAGACAGGACAAUACCAAAACAUUCUCAAGGAGGUGGACCUGCUGGUGGUGCCACGGUACGCGUGUGAAGCAGCGCUGCAACAGACGAGGCUGGGCGCCACCUACCGCCUCCAUCCUGGCAUGCUGUGUGCUGGUGGGGAACCCGGCAAAGAUGCCUGCAAGGGUGACGGUGGGGGCCCCUUGGCGUGUGAGGGUCCAGACGGACGGUACCAGCUGGCCGGGAUAGUGUCUUGGGGGAUAGGCUGUGGUUCCUCUGGUGUUCCCGGCGUCUAUGUCAGCGUUGUUCACUACUUAGAUUGGAUCACACAAAUAAUUAAAUUCUAGUCUCCACCUUCUAACUCUGAACUCCUCCUAGACCUCCUAUCUUAACGAUCGUUUCACGAAAUCAUAUAAGAUUAACAAGCUCUGAGAUGCUCCUGGUUCUAUAAUCGAAGUCCCAUCUAGCACACUAUGAACUCGACAUAGUUAUAGAUUUGAGGUUCUCUGCCUUCAGGAUAAUACCAACCAGAUUGGGCCCAUUAAUUUACAAAUUACAGGUUCCAUUAUCUCUGAUCUGUCGUCUGAUUUUUCAUAAAUUUUGAACAUCUGCCUUAAGAUAAAAUACUUUCUUAGUUCUAUGUUUGGGUUACCAGAAAUCCUAAGUUUUAGAAUCCAUUUUCAGUCUCAUGUUGAUUGCUUGAAGGUUUUUAUCUAAUCUACUCAAUGGAGUCCAAUGUAGAAGUUUAAUUCGUGGUUUGACGUUGAGCACCACAUUUCUAAGUUCACAGCUUCAUUCUAGCUUCUACAAGGCAGGUUUAUUGUGCUAACCUCGUCCUGGUCACACUCUGCAGGUUCACAGGUCCUAGUUAUGUAAUGGACGAUCACCAGUCUGUAUUAUUUACAUUUUCUAAGCUUUUAAAUUAACUUUUCUAAUUCACAAAGUUCUUUGGCCUAGAUUCUAAUUUCAUAAUUCCAAAGUUUGGGUUCUAGGCUAACUGAAGAAAAAAAAACACGACUCACGAAAUCGUAAUGACACGAUUGCAAACAAACCAUACCACAUUGUCUCAAUAAUUUGUUUUACGGUGUGGCCUUUCUUCAAUAUUUUCUGCAGUACGCCUUGUAGAUACAUAUAGGUAAAUUGUUGUAGGGUCUAGUUGAGGAUGUAUAACCUACACUAGGCUGGUUGAAGCAUGGCGUAGCUGACAUGUGGUCAAAGGAUAAAGCAAAAAGAGACCUUUAGUAGUAAACCUUUUUACCUACAUGUUGUACUUGGCAAAGCUUCAUGUAGGUGAAAUAUCGUACUAACAAGGGUUUCCUUUCGUUGGAUAUCUUUAAAUUACACUAGGCUGGUUUCCUGCACUAAUGGACAUUGUAUUGUUGUCCUCGGAUCUCUCUAAAAAAAAAAUCAGUUGUUUUACCUUUGUUAUCGAGUUGUUAUUUAGUUAUUUUAAUGUCAACAUUUACAGGGAGAGGUGAAAUACCUGAUCAGUGUUAGUAUCUUAUUGCAAUCAAGAAACCCUAGGGUUUCGGGGGUCAACGCCCCCGCGGCUCGGUCUGAGACCAGGCCUCAUGGUGGAUCAGGGUCUGAUCAACCAAGUUGUUACUGCUGGCUUAUUCUUAAUGUGCCUUUGAUAUACCUUCGAUGAGUUUCGAAAGUUACUACUCACGGAGCCCGGCCAUGGGUCAGGCUCGUCUGGUGCUAGCCUGGUCAACCAGGCUGUUGCCCACUGCCUCACAUAUCUAUCACAGCUUGGUUGAUCUGCGGCCUGGUGAAGAUACUUGUCCAGUUUUCUCUUCAAAACUUCUACACUUGUUCCAGCAUUGUUCCUGAUAUCUUCUGGUAAGAUGUUGAAUAGUCUGGGACCACGAAUGUUGAUACUACUUAUGUAUCAAGACCAGCCUUGAUUCUGGUCAAGAACUAGAACCAAGAAAUUGAAAACUUCCAUCGCCUUCCGCGGCUCACCUCUCAUUCCCCUGGUGCUGUAUGACCCCUAACGGGUUUAGCGCUUUGAAUGUAAUAAUUAUUUGUAUCAG